Meloidogyne enterolobii is the source of this 597-nucleotide messenger RNA. NCBI's taxonomy places the organism in Eukaryota, Metazoa, Nematoda, Chromadorea, Rhabditida, Meloidogynidae. The record is from the annotation of a GenBank genome assembly.
AUGCCUUUAUUUCAAUAUGUUUCAAACGUCUUUUCUGAUCACAGAACCCUUUCUGAAUGUCGCAGAGACUGUUUUAUUUGUGUUGAGAGAAUGUUUAACUACUUGGUAGAAAACGAGCCUCGUUAUUAUAUUCUGAUACUGCCCACCUUUCCAAGAAAGGUGGAAGAAUUGGUUAAUAUUCGUUACUAUUUGGAACAAAUUUUUAAUUGUCUUUUUGAAUAUUCUUUGUUUGCUGAAGUUGUAAUUAAUCCAGAAAUGAUUAAUUUAUUAUUUUCAACUGACGGAAUUUAUUAUUUUCAACUUCCUCGAUUACACGUUCAAAAACCAGAAAUAUUUCCUAAUAGCGAAAAUCUUACACUUGAAAAUAGUUGGAAUUUCGUUUCAAAUCAUUUAAAAAUUCCUGAAUGCCUUACCAUUAAUACAAAAAACAUAUAUGGCGGAUACAUGGGGCGAUGUUUAUUCAAUAUUUUAGCAAAGGAGGGCUAUAAAUUACCGAAAAUUUUUGUGAAAAAUUUAAAGGAGAAUUGGCUUUAUGAUGAUAUUGUUGAGGUAUGUUAUCUAAUGAGAAAAUAUUCUUUCCGUAAGUGUGUAGACUAG